Messenger RNA from Radiomyces spectabilis, 1774 nucleotides. RefSeq lists its product as uncharacterized. The record is from RefSeq and is a predicted model, not a curated record. The transcript has 2 exons. Gene Ontology annotation, cellular component: nucleus. Gene Ontology annotation, biological process: regulation of transcription by RNA polymerase II. Bases 178 to 1425 code for a protein of 415 amino acids. NCBI's taxonomy places the organism in Eukaryota, Fungi, Mucoromycota, Mucoromycetes, Mucorales, Radiomycetaceae. Gene Ontology annotation, molecular function: DNA-binding transcription factor activity, RNA polymerase II-specific; RNA polymerase II cis-regulatory region sequence-specific DNA binding.
GAAAAAAAAAACCGACCAGCGUGGGCCUCACAUCGCACAAUAAACCAGCUUUUUUGCUUUUUAUCAUUUGCUCCAUAUAUAUUCACACCUUUAUGGCAUCAAAGUAGUCGCUCCUUUCUAUUCAUCUCUCGUUCUUUUUUUCUUCCAUUCCUUUUUCCAACUUCUCCCUCAUAUACCAUGACCCCACCGAUAUGUUCAUCCCCCGGAUCUUCCGCUCAUGAUGAUGAUUCAACCAUUUCCAAGAAACGCACCCGUGUAACUCCAUCGCAACUCAUCAUACUGGAAGAAACCUUCAGUGUCACCGCUACUCCCGACAGCAAGAUGCGCAAACGAUUAGCAGAGAAACUGGAUAUGCCCGAGCGCUCCAUACAGAUCUGGUUUCAGAACCGUCGUGCCAAAGUGAAAAUGCUGCAACGUCGCGCUCUUCUCAGGGAAGAGCAGAGUCGAGUGCACACCAAUCUGGGUCCCGAAAAUGGGCCAUGUCCUGCUAAUUCUUUCUGGUACCCUACAAUGUCAUUUCCUUCCAACUCCUUAUCAUGUGCCAAACUUCCGCUUCAUCGUGCCUGGAGCACCGAUAAUAUUCAUUCCGCUUCCCUGCCUUAUCCUCCGCUUCCACCGCCACCACCGCCGGCAUCCUUAUUCCCUUUUUCCUUUGAGUCCCUUUCCAUGACGUCGCACGUUCCACCCUUGGAAGAAACCCACUAUGGAACCUACAGCAACACCGUCUCUCCCACUUCCACUCCGCGUGCCUUUUCCGAUCUGGAUCUCCAACGCACAGCGAGCGAUAUUGUGCCUGGUGUUCCCAAUCCAGCAAUGACUGUGAUGACGCAUCCAGUGCAGAAGCCGAAUAAUUCUUGCUUCAUCACAGCCGGAGCGUUAACCAUUGGAACGUGGCAUCGGAUGAAAAUAAAUCAACAGGACUUGCUUUGCUAUUACAGCUUGCCGGAUAGAUCAUUCACCUGGCACAUUUGUGACAGCAACUACCAUUUUAAGAUGGCAGUAUCAUCUGAUGCCAUUGCGGCUAUUGUGUUGAACAUUUUGGACGACGGUAUCUCGGCGCAUAUCGAUAUCCACCUGACCGCACCUCCCAUCUUCUUCAUGAAAAAUCAAACUCCCACAGGUGCAAAUUGGAUCCAAUGUAGUGAUUAUACAGAGGGUAUGCAAGCCACCUGUAUCAUGCAACAUUCGGUACAAGGACUGGCUGUCGAUCUAAGACAAGAACUAUUAGCCAUUGUCAGCGUGGAUCAGCAGUUGAGUCGUAUCACACGAUUUCCCAUGCAGACUCUACCAGGUCCUAUGACGAUGUCCAUCCCGACUCCCAGUUCUUCUGUUUUUGACCAGUCGCUUCUUUUCUCCCAGUUCAUUAGACAUCAGAGUCUUCCUGCAGCUGGCGAUACCCAAUGGCUUCAGCCCACCAUGUUCUGAUCCACAUAUAAAAUUGAGUGCAUCCCCGCUAUUCCUUUAUACAUAUAUAUCCUUUGUCAUCUAUAUCUUUUUUGAAUGGCCUUUUCUAUACUUGCGUUUCCCCUCCUUUUUUUUUCCUCUUUUCUCUUGUUUGUGUCCAACAUGUAUAUGUUAUUUGUCUCAUCGGCCCGUUAUGCUUUUCAUCUAUAGAACUUAUUUAUUCUUUUAUCUGCUACCUUUUUUUCCCCAUAGAAGCUUCAUUCAUCUUGAAAUAAAAUAGACAAGAAACCACGAUUCAUGGAUUUCACAAACAACAAAAAAUUUCUUGCACAAAUGAAAAAUUUUAGAUCGUUCAGUCAAACAAACUCAC